Molecule: messenger RNA, 1117 nt
Organism: Larimichthys crocea (large yellow croaker)
Lineage: Eukaryota; Metazoa; Chordata; Actinopteri; Sciaenidae
Gene: commd2
Product: COMM domain containing 2
Exons: 6
Coding region: 92-691 (199 amino acids)
Source: RefSeq, a predicted model, not a curated record
AGAAAAAGCUACGGUCCAAGUUUGGCAUCCGGGUCAGUGGAUAUGUUGGUCUGUGAUUGUUGGACUGUUGUCGGGCUGUCGGUUGUUCAGGAUGCUGCUGGUUCUGUCUGAAGACCACAAAGAACACCUCGCCUUCCUGCCGAAGGUCGAGCCUGCAGUGGUCAGAGAGUUUGGCCGCAUAGCGCUGGAGUUCAUAAGAAGAGGAGCCAGCCCCAAGAUCUAUGAAGGAGCAGCCAGGAAGCUGGGUGUUCCUGUGGAGAUGGUGCAGCAUGGAGUGGAGGGCCUGAUGUUCCUGAUGACAGAGAGCUCCAAACACAUGAUCUCUGAAGUGGACUUCCUGGACUCAGUCUUGGUUUUGGGGUUCGGCGAAGAGCUCAACCAGAUCCUCUUACAGCUGUACCUGCAGCACCACAGUCAGAUCCGCAGCAUCCUGAGUCAGCUGCCCUCCAACCUGCCUGCCUACCACAGCCUGGAAUGGAGACUGGAUGUACAAUUGGCGAGUCGCUCAGUCCGUGAGCAGGUCAUUCCCAUGCUGACAAUCCAUCUGCUCUUGACGAAAGGUUCCGACAGCAUCAGCAGGGUUCUCCAGACAGACCCCCGCACCCUCCUGCACCUCAUCUCGACACUAGAGGCUGCUCUGGCCAGCAUGAAAACCAGUCACGCUCGCCGUAUAUUACGCAACAUCAAAUAACCCCCACGUUACUUCCUGUGUAACCCGUGUCUCCUGCCUCCUGCAAAACGUCACAUUCCUGCCUUUCUUGUAAAGAUGAAGCGGUGUUGAAGGUUUGUUUUUAUGCGCUCCACAAUGUUAAGAAGAAGGUUUUUUUGUCUAUCAAACUGGCAGAUGGUCAGCACUUUAUUGCCCUUGAGUCACGAUAUGUGCCAAACGAUAUUGACUGUAUUGUAUAUAAGCUUUCUAUGUAUUGAAGUGGAAGACAUUGCACUUGAAGUGUAAGAGAUGAAACACCGUUCUUGUGGUUUUUCAAAGCCACCAGUGUAAAUGGCAGGAAGGCCCUGACUUCAAGGAGUAAAGUACAUGCCUGUGACAACAUCUGACUGGAACAGCUUCACUGUAAUUAUGCAUAUGACAAUAAAGAACCUGAACAUGAUUACCACA